AUGACUAUAGAGUUGAGGAGCUGGGAGCCGAGGAGGAGCGAAAUGACCAGAAUGCCACUGAGCUUCCCGUCGAUCGACAUCGGAGGACUCUCGUCGAAUUGGUGGGACGAGAUCAACGAGUCGGUUAAAUGGCAAGAUGGGAUCUUCUACGCUCUAUGUGCCGCCUUCGCCCUUGUCUCCUCUGUUGCUUUGGUGCUUCUAUUGAUACUCCUGGAUCUUCCUGGACUUCUGUUUUUCUCAACAUUUACACUUCUUGUCCUAUUUUGGGCUGAGAUUUAUCACCAGGCAAGUAAAAGACUUAUUGCCAAUGCAAGAAGUUUACCGACAGAUAAGCUCAGAGUUUGGUACAUUUCAGUUAAUGGUGCAGUGUACUUCAUACAGGCUUGUAUUUGGGUGUACCUCUGGAUAGAUGACAACAGCACUGUGGAAUUCAUUGGGAAGAUAUUUAUUGCCGCAUUUGUACUUACUUCAAUAUUUUACUGCAGUGGUAUCGCUUAUAGCAGCAUUAGGGUUCCUGCUAUAUGGAGGAAGGUUGGAUCUGUGACGGCCAUAUGCUUCGCGUGCUUCCUUAUAAGAUGCUUUAUGGUAAGGUUCAGACUAUCUACUGCUCAUUAUUUCUGGAAAGAUAUGUUUUCUUUGCUAAUGCUUAAAGUCAAAUUCAAAGAUCUUAUAGGUCAAAUGUCGAUGAGCUUUUCUGCUUGUAUGAUGAACUCAAGUCUUCAUAUGCAGGUGGUUUUAUCUGCUUUUGAUUCUGAUGCAUCGCUUGACGUACUGAAUCAUCCAGUUCUAAAUCUGAUCUAUUAUAUGGUAACAGCACCUGUUGUUGAAAUCCUUCCUUCGGCGCUCGUGCUCUACAUCCUGCGCAAGUUGCCUCCUAAGAGAAUAUCAGCCCAAUAUCACCCCAUUCGAUAGCCAUGGAACAUCUUUGUCUAGGCCUUACUAUCCUUUUCACCUCAAAAGACUGGUUUUGAUGGCUCCGGCUUUAGAGAUUAGUGCAGUUGAGUAAGAGAGAAGCAGAGCCAGAAAACAAGUCCAGAUGCAUUUGUCUGGUAUGGCUCAUGAUGUCAGUGAUUCUCUUAGUAACAUGUAUGAUACAUGGAUCUCUUUAUGACGAGCCAAGGGAGUUGUGUUGACUUGAUUUUGUUCAUGGUUUCCUGGCUUGAAGAUUUAUUUAUUUGAUUAAAUUGUGUCCUGUUGCCCUAGGUCUUGUAAUUUUUAUUUGAGAGGGUGUUUGCUAGCAUCAUUCUGCAUGUAACAAUUAUUAGUGUCACUCAGUGUGCUAUGCUGUUGUCUCUUAUAAAACAAUUUUUUGCUAGUCGGAAGACUUGUACUAUUAUUUCUUCAGAUGAAUGGUUGAUCUCUAUUUCCUG
Messenger RNA from Ilex paraguariensis (yerba mate), 1370 nucleotides. NCBI's taxonomy places the organism in Eukaryota, Viridiplantae, Streptophyta, Magnoliopsida, Aquifoliales, Aquifoliaceae. The record is from the annotation of a GenBank genome assembly.